GGGGGGGCAGAAAAAGUGGCAGGUUAGUGUUUGUUGCAUGUUCUGUUAGUGUUCACAUGUGUUGCGGCAAAAGUUACGUCAAGGCAACGUAGCCAACUGGCAUUUUUCUCUACACAGUUCCCGCCAGCCGUCGUAGCUGCAUCAUCAUUCUCAACUGGUAUGUCUAAUACACUCUGACUGGUAGAGAAAUUAUGUCAUGAUUCAAGUUUCUAUUCGUUGUUAUCGCCUUGUGGAUGAACCACCUGAGAAACCCUACUAUGUUUAUGUAAUAGAAACGCUAUUGGCUGGAAAGUACUAUUCUGUAGAGAGAAGAUACAGUGAAUUUUUGAGAUUGCACAAAGAGUUACGGAAACACUACAGUACACCAGAGUUUCCACCAAAACGUGUGCGCAGCUCACACGCAAAGGUACUGCAACGACGGCAGCAGUCUCUGGAGCGGUACCUUCGUGCCAUGCUGGCAGCAGAUCAAUCGAGUCGCUCUCAGGUUCUUACAUUUUUAGGUGUACCACAGGAAGAGCAGUUUGGGUCUUCAGAGAACAUUGAAGAUAAGAGCAUUGAUCACCAACCAGUCUUCUAUUUCAAGGCAGACCCUUUCUUGGAGCAUGUUGGAGAUGAUGCAUCAUCUGAUAUUAUAAUUCAAGGUGUUUUCCAAGCACUAUAUGGGAAAAACGAGUAG
Molecule: messenger RNA, 676 nt
Organism: Schistocerca americana (American grasshopper)
Lineage: Eukaryota; Metazoa; Arthropoda; Insecta; Orthoptera; Acrididae
Product: sorting nexin-24-like
Exons: 5
Coding region: 197-676 (159 amino acids)
Molecular function (GO): phosphatidylinositol phosphate binding
Source: RefSeq, a predicted model, not a curated record